AUGAAACAUCCAUUCCAGCACAUAUUGCUUGAUAAAACAGGUGACUACUUUUUUGCAGCUGCAAUCAACUCUGUUUUUUUGUUCAAAAUAUCUACCGGUAGUGCAGAAGCUAAGCUAUUAGCAUCAUGGACAGAUGAAGUUGAUCCAUACUAUACCAUCAGAAAACACCAUAAAGAACUGCUAGAACAAUACGAGAAGCAACAAAGGGAGAAGAAAGAAGCGGAAGACGCUGCAAAAGCGGAAGAGGAGCCUGCUACUGUCGUUAAUGAAAAUAACAAGAGGGUUAUACCAGAAGAACAAAUACCGGCCUCUACAAAGCAGGUUAUGAAUAAGAAACCAAAAUUACCUUUACCAGGUCCAGGUGCACCCCCUACAUACACAUAUAUCAGAGAUAUGUGUUUGUCCCGUGACAACCAAUAUCUAAUUGUUACUACAGAUAAUGAUAAAGCUGUUGUUAUUUUCAAAAUUAAUUACAGCGAGACAGAGCCUUCCAAGGUUUUCGAACUAGUCAAGCGUCAGCCAAUCUCUAAACGUCCAUCUGCAGUGUGUACUUCUAUGGAUGACUCGAAAGUCAUCAUCGCAGAUAAAUUUGGUGAUGUUUAUUCGAUAUUCUUAAAAGACACAGAAGUUAUUGACGAUUCCAAAUUGGUUCCAAUAUUAGGUCAUGUAUCCAUGUUAACAUGUGUUCAAAAUGCAAUUGAUGAAAAUGGUAAAGAAGUAGUAAUGACUGCUGAUAGGGAUGAACAUAUUCGUAUUUCAUAUUUCCCCAAAUCAUAUGUCAUCAAAAAAAUUCUAUUUGGUCAUAAAGAAUUCAUUUCUUCGUUCAUAUUACCUGAAUGGUGUAACGGUAAAGUUCUUGUAAGUGCAGGUGGUGAUUCAUUUAUUGCUACUUGGUUAUGGCAAAGUGCUGAAGAAGGUAAAGAGCUGAAAUGUAAAUUUGAAGUUGAUGAUUUGGUCAAGGACAAAUUGAACGAUAAGCAUUUGGUACCAGAGAAAUUUCAAGAUGAUUCUGGCAAUUUGGUCGAAUACUGUAUUUCUAAGCUUGUCGCUUUGAAUAAAACAAAGCAAAUAGCUGUGAUUUUUGAGAGAAUUUCAUCGGUAUUCAUUUUUGAUCUUUCAGAAGAUGGUGAAUUAUCAUUUAAUAAAGAAUAUAAAGUGAGCUCAGAUAUCGUCACAAUCACAGCAGCGAAAGACCAGCUUAUCUGCAGUCUUGAUGAUAUGUCCCAAUGCUUAGAAAUAUUCGAUAUUAAUGAAGAUAAGAGUCUAACAGUCUCGAAGAAUGCGUCUAAAUUAAUUGAGUCUAUCAAUAAUGCAAAUGAUUCUGUCAUUGGUGAUAUUGAUGAAUUGAUCCCAUUGUUUAAUACAAACUAUAUGAGAAAGAGACGUCUACACUAG
Molecule: messenger RNA, 1395 nt
Organism: Pichia kudriavzevii
Lineage: Eukaryota; Fungi; Ascomycota; Pichiomycetes; Pichiales; Pichiaceae
Exons: 1
Coding region: 1-1395 (464 amino acids)
Biological process (GO): RNA (guanine-N7)-methylation
Cellular component (GO): nucleus; cytosol; tRNA methyltransferase complex
Molecular function (GO): protein binding; tRNA (guanine(46)-N7)-methyltransferase activity
Source: RefSeq, a predicted model, not a curated record